CUGAUAAACUCUCCUACAUCUAUAUAAGUGCUUCUGCAGUGAUUCGGUUAGGUUACGAAUUGUGCCCAACUUCAACUUCAUCUUUCUCUCUCUACAUUAUCUCUCUAGGGUUCGCCGUCUCUAUAUUGGAAAUCAUGGCUCGCCGAAGCUCAGGUGGAAGAUCAGCACCCCGUCCAGCUCCUCGCGCUGCACCAGUGCGUAACCCCCCUCAGUCAGCAAGUCGUGCUCCUCCUCCAGCUCCCGUUCAAGGCAGCAGUGGUGGAUCCAUGCUUGGAAGCCUUGGUUCAACAAUAGCUCAAGGCAUGGCUUUUGGUACUGGCAGUGCUGUGGCACACAGGGCUGUUGAUGCUGUGAUGGGUCCUCGCACCAUUCAACAUGAAACUGUUGCCUCUGAAGCAGCUGCUGCUCCAGCAUCUACCACGAACAGCAUGGGCUCUGAUGCUUGUAAUGUGCAUUCCAAGGCAUUCCAAGAUUGCCUGAAUGGCUAUGGGAAUGAUAUCAGCAAGUGUCAGUUCUAUAUGGAUAUGUUGACCGAAUGCAGGAGGAACUCUGGUUCUAUGAUGGGUGCAUAAUUUCAUUGCCUUUGUUUUCCUAUGCAUUAGAACUACAUUUUUUUUAUCCUUCUUAUUUCUGGUGGAAUGAUAAUUGAUUAUGAUGAAAGAAUCCCCUUCUGUUAUCAUUAUUGACAUCUUGCUGGACAUGGUGUUUUGAGUACUUUAUCUUGAAUAAAGAUAUUGGAACGUUCGCGUUGUAUGGACAUAUUUCAUCUGUUUUGAAUGGAUGCUGCAUCUGAGCUAUUAAUAAGGUAAGUUUGAGCCUUUGGCAAUUA
Messenger RNA from Camellia sinensis, 829 nucleotides. RefSeq lists its product as uncharacterized. Gene Ontology annotation, biological process: mitochondrion organization. The record is from RefSeq and is a predicted model, not a curated record. Gene Ontology annotation, cellular component: mitochondrion; nucleus. NCBI's taxonomy places the organism in Eukaryota, Viridiplantae, Streptophyta, Magnoliopsida, Ericales, Theaceae.